Molecule: messenger RNA, 243 nt
Organism: Helobdella robusta
Lineage: Eukaryota; Metazoa; Annelida; Clitellata; Rhynchobdellida; Glossiphoniidae
Exons: 1
Molecular function (GO): protein binding
Source: RefSeq, a predicted model, not a curated record
UUGGAAGACAACAGCAUAGCGAGUAUAGACGAGGACGACCUACAGACGACUGCAAACGUCCAAGAGUUGUACUUCGCGAGGAACAAAAUCUCCAGAAUCUCCUGCUUCGCAUUUCGCAAUUUGGACAGUUUGCAGAUUUUAGACCUAGGCUGGAAUAACCUCAGUUCGGUGCCGUCUGCUGCACUGGCCAGGGUUCCCUCACUGAGAAUUUUAACUCUCAAGAACAACCUAAUCAGGUUUGUU